This is a messenger RNA of Alnus glutinosa, 372 nucleotides long. Its product is annotated as GTPase activating protein 1-like. The transcript has 2 exons. The annotation marks the transcript as partial. NCBI's taxonomy places the organism in Eukaryota, Viridiplantae, Streptophyta, Magnoliopsida, Fagales, Betulaceae. The record is from RefSeq and is a predicted model, not a curated record.
AUCCAGAAAGGGGUGAACCUUGCAGUCAGGGAUGUCAGGAGCAGUGACCCUUAUGUUAUUGUCAAAAUGGGCAGGCAGAAGCUGAAGACUCGUGUAGUGAAGAAGAACAUCAAUCCGGAGUGGAAUGAAGAUCUGACUCUUUCUAUUGCAGAUCCAAGUGUUCCUAUCAAGCUUGUAAGUGUUAUAGUUCUUGUUUGGUCUGGAAAACCGGGUAAUCGGGUAAAAACCGGUUAACCGGGUGAAAACCGGUUAACCGGGGACCCCGGUUAACUGAGGUACCGGUUCCGGUUCUGGUUACUAAAAUACAAUAACCAGGGACCCCGGUUCCGGUUCCCGGUUUUGGCCAAUAACCGGGAACCGGGACCGGAUUUA